Molecule: messenger RNA, 3029 nt
Organism: Haemorhous mexicanus (house finch)
Lineage: Eukaryota; Metazoa; Chordata; Aves; Passeriformes; Fringillidae
Gene: LRMDA
Product: leucine rich melanocyte differentiation associated
Exons: 6
Coding region: 270-1064 (264 amino acids)
Biological process (GO): melanocyte differentiation
Molecular function (GO): protein binding
Source: RefSeq, a predicted model, not a curated record
CUUUUGUUUCCGGAUCUGACAUGGUGGCCCACACAAUCUACAACAUUAACAAAAAGGUCACUUAGAGAUAAAACACGUUUGACAAGUGAAGAACAAGGCAAGUGCUUUAGGGGUCGCGUCCAAUUCCUGACCUGGACUCCAACCAGAACAGGCGCUGAUCCUGGAAGGGUUGGACGAGAGGAAGGACUUUCACUUUCUCACGUUUAGAUUUGCUGAACCCAGUCCUUUUUCUUCCCUUGAAACACCGAUCUGCCCCAGUCCCUAAACAGAUGCGUCAGAUAGUCUUUAAUGACCUGCUCUUACGAGGUAUAUGUAAAGCAGGUUUUCUUCGGUAUCCCCCCCCCCCCUUUCCCCUCCAAGAGGUACCCUUUAAAUCUUGCAGCGCAGUGUCCUACAUUAGUCAGGACUGUGAAGAAAUUCCAGAAUUCCUAGGAAGAAAAUACGGACACAUGGCAAAAAGGCUAGAUCUUAGCUUCAACUUGCUAAGGUCACUAGAAGGACUGAAAACAUUCAGUUACUUGGAAGAACUGAUCUUGGACAACAAUCUACUUGGAAAUGACCUUCUGUUACCCAGGUUACCCCACCUCCAUACCUUAACCCUCAACAAGAACCAAAUAUCAGAAUUAGAAAGCCUUUUGGACCAUUUGGCUGAAGUUGUGCCCUCACUACAGUAUCUCAGUUUGCUUGGAAACAUUGCUUGCCCAAAUGAACUGGUCUGCAAAGAAAAGGAUGAAGAUGACUACCAGAGAUACAGAUAUUUUGUCCUGCACAAAUUGACAAACCUGAAAUUUCUUGAUACUCGGAAAGUAACCAGGAGGGAGCGAGAGGAAGCCUUGAUAAGAGGUGCCUUCAUGAAAGUGGUUAAGCCCAAGGAUGUGAAGGCAUUUUGGGGAAAUGUCGCUACAUUUACUACGGAAAACAUUCCGAGGGCAACAGAUUCAUCCGAGAUGACCAGCUCUAAACCACAGUGCUGUUCCGCGCCUCUUCAAUCCCUCCACAUAAGAAGCACAAAUCACAUCUACAUUUUAAGCAUGCAACUAAAGUCCUCUAGUGCCUUCUGCUGACUUUGCCAAGCCUGUCAAGAUCAUCCUUCUAUCUUAGUCUGAGUAGUCACACAGAGAUUGACAUGAUUGCCUUUAAGCAGGUCCCAUCCACCAGUGUGACAGACAGCUGCAGCCGAGCACCCGGCCUGGCAGGGGGAGCACGGUGAUGGAUUGCCUGGUCCGGGCUGCUCGCAGGAGAGCAGGGUCACACCUGGGGCUGGACUGAGCCCGCUCCAUCCGCGGCGCCUCCCAAAGCACCGCCUUUAUCUCUGCCCGGCCUGUUGAGCCAGAGUGGAUGCUGAUACCAAAGUGUUUAUAAAAGAGAGAGGCUGUAAUUUCAGAUGAAAAAGCCCUUAUCUGUUAUUUUUUUUUCCCUGUGAAUUAAGUGCUUGUGUUUCUAUCAUCUCAUACAUGCUUACACAAAUCCUUUCACAGUUUGUAGUACACCCACCCACACCCAAAAUGAGCCUAGAUGGAUUAUUUUUUCUUUCAGCAGGGAAAAAUAUACAUCCAGAAAACAUUUUGGCCAUGCAGAGCACUGUCAAUUUGAUAUAUGUUUAUAUGCAAAGGAAAAGGAUUUUAGUAAUUUCCCAGACAAACAAAUUUUUCUAAUUCUUGAAUCACAUCUCAUUGUUUACUAGCUCUUGCUUUCAGAAAAGUGAACAUUUCUUUAUGUUUUAAAAUAAUGUCAUAGCUUAACUGUUUACACUUGGAAGAAGGGUUAAUGAUAUUGAGAGUGUGUAUUAUUCCUGGUUUAUUGCACAAGCUAUUUUUAACUUUUAGGGAUUAUGUUUAUAAUUAAAUGCUUAAAUUUGGGGAAAAAAGUGCUUAAAAGGAGUGAUACAAAUCUGCCAACCGAUGGGUGUGAUUAUUCAGAGGGAAAAAGGUCAACAAAAGUAACUGGUGGAAUUAACAUAAUUAACAGCUUUACUAAUAUAUUGGAGAGACGAUACCUACCUUUUGAUAUCUAUGUAAGAAAGGCUAUUGUCAAAUUUUCAGUCAAGAAAAUAAAAAGGCAUGGCAAAUUUUCUGCUUUUCUGAUAGAGAGGUUGGACAUAUUUAGAAUCAUCAACUUGUUACCGUGGAAAAAAAUUAACUCCCAUACUUCAUGCAUAUAUUGUGUUAAAUUCUACUUGAUACAAUGUGAUUGGCCAAGGAAUAUGCAAAAAUUCAGAUUUCUUGGCUGUUCCAAACCCAUUCAUGUUGAUCCCAGUUGAGAGCUAUCAAUGCCUAGCUGUUCUUGGUUUGUUUGAAAUUACUUGGUGAUCUCUAUUCACUUUCCUAGUUAAAAAAAAUAAAAUAUGAGUCUUUAGAAACUGUCGACCUUGGGGGCUUUUAUCAGCUGGCAUUACAGGUGGAAGUGAACUGAGCAUGGAAGGCAGUUGUGAAAGCAGAUGUGACUGAUGAAAUAGUGAGGCACUGGCCGAGUGCCAAAGGAAAGCUUGCUGCUGCUCAGCAUUUUAGGCCUCACUCAGUAAACGGAAGCCUUUGCUCACUCUGCAAGUAUAUAAUAAAUCUUUAACAGAUACUUAAAACCACCGAUGAACAUAGAAUGAUGCAGUUCACACCACUUGUAGCUCAAAUGGAGCUCUGAGCUGUCUGAUUGGUGUCUGGAAAGCACAUUCUAGCCACUUGCCAAGCCUCUUCUAAUGUCAUACAUGACCACAAAUGAAAGGCCAAUUCACAUUGCAUCCGAGGAGAUAUCAGAUAGAUGAAAACUUUAAUCAAAAAUAUUAAUAGAAAUAUUUAGGGCACUUGUCAUCUGUUUUGGUUACCAAAAUAACAGCAACCUUAGUUUGUUCCUAUCAUGAUGGCUGUUUUGCAGCCUCCACACAUUUUGGCUAUGGCAAUGUUAUAGGCAGCAGGAUUUGGAAUAAGGAUGUUUAGAAUAACCUAAUGUCACUUUCAGUCUGUUUGCAUAUAUGUUCUUGUCUUUAUAAAAGGCUUUAACCCUGCCUCAAACAAUAAACAGCACUUGCAAACUGA